Chlamydomonas reinhardtii is the source of this 3984-nucleotide messenger RNA. RefSeq lists its product as uncharacterized. The transcript is spliced from 6 exons. Lineage: Eukaryota; Viridiplantae; Chlorophyta; Chlorophyceae; Chlamydomonadales; Chlamydomonadaceae. The record is from RefSeq and is a predicted model, not a curated record. The coding region runs from base 323 to 3502 and encodes 1059 amino acids.
GCAAUUGUGUUGCCAGAAUGGAGUACACUGAAACUUGCGCAGUCGCAGUCACGCCCGGUUUUGGAACAUCCAGCUGCCGGAUUCGGCCUCGCUCGCGACAGAAGUCUAACAAAUUAAGCAAUCUAUAAUUUUCCAUGCUGUCGCAGCAAAGAUACGGACACAAGCCGGUGAAAUUAGGGCAGACCCACGGACCAAAGGUGCACCGCGCCAGGCGAAGCGGCGAAGCCUGAGCGCUUACUGCAAAGUUGCAGCUCUCUAUCUUUUUCGUCAACACAUGAGCCAGCUGGUCAUGGAGCCGCCUUAGGCCCGGGCACGUCUCGCGAUGUCCCCGCGGCGACAUGCCCUUCCGCUCCUGCUGGCGGCCGUGGCGGGAGGGAUGCUGCUUGGCCUUCAAGCGCCCCCGGUAAUAGCGGCCGUAACGGAUGGUCAGGGCGCCGGCGGUCGCAGCGGAGCAGUGCCGCCUCAACAGCAGCCGCAGUCGCCGUUCCCUGAGCCGCCGAGGCCUCCGAGGAGCGCUCCCUCGGCCGGCCGCAGCGACAGCGCAGGCAGCAGCAUCAGCAGCAGCAGCAGCAGCAGCAGCCUGGCCGGCGCCGACAGCACCAGCAAAUACAGCAGCCCAGCAGCUAGCAGGUCUAGUUACAGCAGCAUUGGCAGUAGCAGUAGCAGCAAUUACAGUAGCAGUAGCACUGACGCCUCCAGCAGGUCAAGCGGCCGCCUGGCACUGGUGCUGCACACGCCCGAGCAGCUGUGGGCGGCGCUGCGGCAGCUGCUGCUGCUGCGCCACGCGGCGGCGGAGGCGGAUGCGGAAACGGAGCCGCCAUCUGAUGGCGGUGGUGAUGGCGGCGGCAGCAAUGACGCGGUGCUGGUGGUGGGUGGCGACAUGUACUUUAGCGGCAUUGGCAGCGGCAGCACAGGGGCAGGGGAAGGGGCAGGGGCAGCAGGGGCGGCAGCCGCCCCACAUUCAUCAGCCGCUGCCGGCGGCACAGCCAGCCGCCCCCGUCAGCUGCGGGUGACGCUGCAAGGCGCAAGCGGCGGCACCGCGGCAGCAGGCGGCGCGGGCGGCCCCCGGCCCCGCUUCGACCUACCCGGCCUCCGCGCCCUCCUCAGCCAACUCACCCUGCCGCCGCCAUCUGCACCUCCGCCCCCGCGAACGCCAGCGCCCGACCCCACCCGCAGCGGUCCAGCCCCAUCGCCACCGCCUCCGCUGCCGCCUCCGCUGCCGGCUGCUGGGGUGGACCUGCGGCUGGCGCUGGUGGGGCUGCGGGUGAUGGACGUGGCGGGGCCCGAGCUGGGAGGGGACAGCGACCUGCUCUUCCUGCCGCCACAGCCGCCUGGGCGCCAGCCGUCACAGCCCACUGCGGGGCCUUACCUGCUGCCGCCGGCAACGGAGGCAAGGGCGGCGCCCGCAGCUCCCAGUGAGCCCUGGCAGCAGCAGUGGCAGCAGCAGUGGCAGCAGCAGUGGCAGCAGGUGCAGGCGGGGGUGCCGGGGCGCCACCACAACCAUCAAAUGCAGCAGCGGGAGCCGCAACCGCAACAGCAACAGCCUGCGGGCUCCCCAGGGACGGCGGCGGCGGCGGUGCAGCCAGCGCAGUCACCCGGGCUUUCGCCUACUGGGGCGCUGAGGGCAGCUGCGCCGGCGGGAAGUGCUGCUGGCACCGCCAACACCACCACCACCAGGGCUAACACCAACACCGGCAGCACCGGCGGCACCAGUGGUGCAGCGGCAGCGGCUGCACACCAGCACCAGCACCAGCACCAGCACCAGCACCAGCACCAGCACCAGCACCAGCACCAGCACCAGCACCAGCACCAGCACCAGCACCAGCACCAGCACCAGCACCAGCACCAGCACCAACACCAGCACCAGCACCAGCACCAGCACCAGCACCAGCACCAGCACCAGCACCAGCACCAGCACCAGCACCAGCACCAGCACCAGCACCAGCACCAGCACCAGCACCAGUGCCAGCAGCCCCAGCAGGCCCCGGCGGCCGCGGCUGGUGCUGCCGCUGCUGCCGUGCCGGCACCCAGCACCGCCCAGCAGCAGUCCGAGGCGCCGGGGGCUGGGGCCGGGGCCACAGCAGCCCCUCAGCCGCCCAGCCCCACCGCCGCCGGCCUCCGGAAGCCACCGCCGCCGCCACAACUGCCGCCGCCGGUGCCGCCUGCAGGGCGGCAGCCCUCCCCAUCCCCGCCUCCGCCCCCGCCUCCGCCUUCGCCUCCGCCGCCUCCGCCGCCGUCGGCAGCCCUCCAGCGGGCGGUCACGGGGAUGCAGCGGACUGCUCCACCGGUCGCCCUCUCCCCCUCGCCGCCCUCGCCCAUUGCGCUGCCGUCACCACAGCAGCUGCAAGCUGGGUUGUCUCAGCAGAACCAGUCGCGCUCCAGCCAGACGCGGCCCCAGCCCCAGCCGCAUUCGUCAAGAGCGUCCACAGAGGCACCGGCGCAGGCGCCAAUGGCGGCGGUGGCGGCGGCGGCGGCUGGGAACCUGACGGGUCAGCGGCGGCCAAUGGGCGGGGUGGGUGCGCCACCGGCGGGCGCUAGGGCCAUCAACGGCACAGCGCUGACGCUGGCGAAUGCCGGAAAGCCGUAUGUCAACCCAAGCCCAAGCUCCAGCCCCAGCCCAAGCCCGAGCCCCGAGGCCGCCGGAAUGGCUAGGCCUCUGCAACAGACCCAGCCGCAGCAGCCCGCGACCCUUCAACAUCCCAGUCCCUCAUUAGCAACAGCUGAGCAGCUGUGGCGAAGAUGGCAGGAGCAGCCGCAGCCGCCGCUUGCGCCAGCCGCACCACACAAUCGAGCUGUGCCAACAACAGCUGCAACAGCAACAGGAUACCUGCUUCCAGGCAGAAAUACAACAGCAGGAACAGUCGGCGCCCGCUUCCUGGUCGCGGCCUCCAAAGCCUCUGCCACAGCCGCAGAAAGCCGCAACCGCAGCGCUGCUGAUGGUGGAGGCGGCCGCAUCACCGCCGCCACAGCCGCCCCAAUGCCGCUCCCGUCAGUGGCGGCGAAUGCUCUCAUCGCGCCCGCUGCGCCAGCCCCCACCCCGCCCUCCGCCCCGCCGGCACCGGUGGCAAGAGCGCAGCGGCAGGCCGCCCCUUCCUCCCGCAACCUCGCCAUCCCAGCCGCGCCCAUCGCCGCGUCCAUCGGGGGAGCGACGCUCCUGCUGCUGGCGGCGGGCCUGGGCCUGGCGGCGUUUGAUCGCCGGCGGCGGCUGUGGCGGCUGGCGGAGGCGGCCCCAGCAGCAGCGGCAGCAGCAGCAGCAGCAGCAGCAGCAGCACAGCCACCGCCACUGGCGCCACCCGCACAGGCCCCGCUGCGGCAGCAGUCUGUGGCAGUGGCAGGAGGGGCGCCUGGUGCGGGUGGGGGUGCCGGUGCCGGUGGGGCUGGGGGUGGGGGUGGGGGCGGGGGCGGGGGCGCCGCAGCACCCACCGUGCCGGCGGCGGGUGGUGGUAGUGGCGGCGGCGUGGCCUCGCCGUUCAGUCCCCUGCAGCAGUUGCGGCGCUUGUGAUCAGUGCGAUGAGGAGGAGGAGGGGCGGUGGGCGGCAGGCGUACCCGCGGUCCCCCGAGGCGUGUCGGCAAGCGCAAGGCUUGCUGUGUAACUUAACCGGUAUGCAAGCUGAUACCGUAUGCAUGAGGCACUGCAUUGAUGUACUAGCGUGUGUUGGUGCAUGUGUCAGGCGCUACGCAAGCAGCAAGUAGUGCAACUAACUAACUUGACGGACUGUGUUCGGUUUGGAACGGUAUUAAUUAUCAUUGCUGACGUGCACGGCAGCACGCGGCUGUGGGCCGUGCCUCGUGCUUCCUGUCGUCUGGGACUGUGGCGGGUCGAGCAUUGUAACGCGCUAUGAUUGGAGCUCACUGGUGCGCUGGCCGGUGUGCAUGCAGUAUGUGUCUCAGACGUGAGACGUCUCAGUGUCAAAUCACUUGCCUCGGAGCGAUGGAGGCCUCGUGAGUAACCAAGUGUGUGAGGCUGCACUGGUAGCUGAGCUG